AUGAAUAAAUUAAGGAUCCUUCAAAAAAGCAUUGAAAAAUAAAUAAAAAAUGUUACUUUUUAAUAUCUUAGAAAUAGUAGUGCAACGGCAAAAUUAAUUUUACUUUUAGAUGACUUCAAGAUUUCAUGGAAGAGUGGGAUACACGAUGCACAACAAAUUAAGUAUAAUAAUUUGAAUCAAUUUAUUUAGUGAGAUUAUUAAGAUACUUAACAAAUUUAGAAAAAAUUUUAGGAAUAAUAAUGAUUAGGCCUUCUCAAAAAACAAAAAUGAUAGGAAAUAAAAGAGUAUUAUGAGAGGGACUAACCUUUAAUGA
This is a messenger RNA of Paramecium octaurelia, 313 nucleotides long. NCBI's taxonomy places the organism in Eukaryota, Ciliophora, Oligohymenophorea, Peniculida, Parameciidae. The record is from the annotation of a GenBank genome assembly.